GGUAAGUCUUCUCUCUUUCCUCGUUGCGCAUUCAUGACUUCCUUCUAAUGAGAUUCCUUUCCACCGGAGAGGCAUGCAUGCUAUUGCGCUCUUUGCACCCAAAUGGUGCAUUUUAGGCGUCUUCUGUCAUAUGGCUCAUGUGGUUUGUCUCGCGCGAAGGAAGAAAUGCGAGGCAUAUCGAGGAUCGGAUUUCGCUCUACUAGCAACGAUUUCGGGCAUUUCUGUAGAACUACGGGCGAAAUUAUAUACUAUGAGGCAUGCUCGUGCAAAAGCUGCUGUGAGGUUGAUGAGAGUAACUUCAGAUGUUGAUAGGCUCGAGGCUUGCUCCUGGGUGAGUCAGUCCUUUUUCGUAGUCUUCCAAGCCCAAGUGCUGAUGUGCGAUGGCAGCGACAGGCGUAGAAAGACAGUGACGGGUUCAUUUGCGAUCACAGAAUCUUCGGAAUGCCAUGGUCAUCAUGAUAGACGUACACAGUUGUUGCAACGAGGCAUCCAGAUUUGAAAUUUCAAAAUCCGUUGAAGCUCAUUUUUGAACAUGUUUUUAUAUAAAUGCCACUCACAAACAGUCUCAUAACUGACAUGUUGAUCUUCAAA
Molecule: messenger RNA, 591 nt
Organism: Suillus clintonianus
Lineage: Eukaryota; Fungi; Basidiomycota; Agaricomycetes; Boletales; Suillaceae
Exons: 1
Coding region: 74-499 (141 amino acids)
Source: RefSeq, a predicted model, not a curated record